Saccoglossus kowalevskii is the source of this 682-nucleotide messenger RNA. RefSeq names its product ATP-binding cassette sub-family C member 10-like. Gene Ontology annotation, cellular component: membrane. Gene Ontology annotation, biological process: transmembrane transport. NCBI's taxonomy places the organism in Eukaryota, Metazoa, Hemichordata, Enteropneusta, Harrimaniidae. Gene Ontology annotation, molecular function: ATP binding; ABC-type transporter activity; ATP hydrolysis activity. The record is from RefSeq and is a predicted model, not a curated record.
CAGGAAAAUCCAGUUUAUUAUUAACAUUAUUUCGCAUGGUGCAAAUCCAGUCAGGCAGUAUUACAAUUGAUGGUUUCAAUAUUGGCCAUCUGGCAUUGGAUCAACUUAGAUCCAGAAUAGCUAUCAUUCCACAAGAUUCCUUCCUAUUCAGUGGAUCUAUUAAGGAAAACUUGGAUCCAACACAACAGCAUUCAGAUACACAAUUAUGGAGAGUUCUAGAGAAGUGUCAUCUUAAAAAAGUUGUUGAUAACUUAGGGGGCCUUGAGGCUGAUGUUGCUGAAAGAGGCAAGCAUUUCUCAGUUGGACAAAGGCAGCUGGUAUGUCUAGCCAGAGCUAUGUUAACAAGAGCAAGGGUUCUCUGCAUUGAUGAAGCUACUGCCAGUGUUGACCUCACGACUGAUGAACUGUUACAAGAGACAAUUCGUGAAGAGUUUCGUCAUCAUACUGUGCUAACUAUUGCUCAUCGUAUUAACACUAUAUUGGACAGUGAUAGAGUUAUAGUAAUGAGCCAUGGUAAAGUAGCGAGUUUGCAUCACCUGAUCAUCUGCUAGCCAAUCAACACUCAUUAUUCUACAGUCUUGUCAAUAGACAUACAUAAAUAUUUACAAUGUCUGUUGAAGAUUUACUGUUUCACAGCUGUUGUCAUUAGUUACAUCAACCAUGUGAAUUAUUAAAUGAUGAA